AUGGAUGUAUGUUCUAGCGAACUCAAAAAUAUAUCAGAAAUAUCAAGUGGAAUCUACGAUUGGAAACUUCUUUCAAUCAAACGCUUGGAGAAACUUUGGGGGAAAAAAUCUCUCGAGAACACUGAUUUCUUACUGGCAGAAUCUUACAAAAUUGCUUAUUUUAAGCUACAUGAAAUAGAAUCCAAUUGCAUUUCUCUGCGACGAAAUAAAUGUGUGUUGGAAAAUGUACAAAGUAUAAUAUCAGUGUCUAGGGCCAGCUCAGGAAUCCGUGGGUUCCUCGAAAGGAAGAGAGUAAAGAAUACUUAUUUAGAAGUACAAGCAUGCGUUGAAAAAGUUAAGGAAGAGAUAGUUCAAAACAUUACUAUUUUCUUUGAUCCAUCAAUAAAAGGAUUGUUUGAAUUGGCAACUUUUGGGAAUUGGAGGCAAAAACACUCUGAUGCACUACCCGUUGCAAAAGUCCAUUCAGAUGAAUUACAGGAAAAAAAGAACAGUAUCAAUCGAUGGGCAAGUCAGAUAAAUGUUUGUCAAGGGAAAGAAAAUACCUGGUUGUUAAAGCGAGCAUCUAGCGAAAUAAAUCUGCGGACCGAUGCUUCGCUACAUUCAAGUAUGUCAUUUGAAACGAAAGUAAUACCAGAACUAUGGGACUGUUCAUCUACUUCCUCUAGUGAGAGGGACGCGGAAAUAAUACAGUUUGGAGGACGAACAUAUAUUCCGUCGAAUUUGAAAACAUAGAAAAAGGGAAAAUCUCACGUAACAGGAUGCGACUGGAAAUCUGAAGACGAAAUAAUCACCGUCGACGCUGCAUUUAAAGGGAGACCAGAAGCCCGUGUACACAAUACAAAGAAUGGUACACUUAAGCAGAAAAUCCCCUUAGAUCAUAGACCAUAUUCUGUUCUACCCGACAAUAGAUUUGUCGUGAUAUUCCCAAAAGAAGAGGAAUUAUUAAUUGGCAGUUUUGAAGAUCUCAGUGAAAAAAAAAUCAUCGACGUUGCAAUCAAUUGCUAUGGUGUGUGCUAUUGCGGAAGAGGGACGACGCUUAUUGCUGGUAAGAAUAGUAUAGUGUUCUGCGACAGUGAUCUUGAUGAAACAAAAACAAUAACUGUUGACGGAGAUGAUGUCAGAUAUAUUUGUGCGAACAACAAUAACUUAUUUUUUUACAUAGAUUUGCUAAACAAAAAAGUUUUCAGCGUAAUAGGCAAUGGUGAUAAUUGAUAUACAUAUGAAGACACCGACAUGAA
Molecule: messenger RNA, 1238 nt
Organism: Saccostrea cuccullata (small rock oyster)
Lineage: Eukaryota; Metazoa; Mollusca; Bivalvia; Ostreida; Ostreidae
Source: RefSeq, a predicted model, not a curated record